AUGCUGGCUACCCGCCGCGCACGCAGCUUACGUACCUACGGGAACGAACCGCUUGUUCCAGAAGAAAACGACAAAGCCACGGUCAUCGCUUUGCGAGAGAUUGCCGAGGGUCUGAUCUCCCAUGAAAUGCUUGACAGUCAGGAAGUGUCCCAAGAGGAUGAAGACGUAGAAGUCAGCUUCGACUUCAGUCAAAGCUUCAGGGAGAACAGGCAGCUGGAAGAGGCUGCUAAACGCCCCGAAGUUGCCGCACCAGCGACCAUCGUGUCGCUGACCAAACGCAUUUCCUACCUGACACCUGAACAGAUCGCAGAUGUGCGACGCGCUCACGCCUAUGCGCAAACCGCCCACAAAGGUCAGUGGCGGCGCACCGGUCACCCCUACAUUACGCACCCAACGGCGGUCGCACAGAUCCUUGCUGAAAUGCGUAUGGAUCACCAAACCCUGAUGGCGGCGCUGCUGCACGAUGUCAUCGAAGACUCGGACGCCAACAAGUCAACGCUACGGGACGAGUUUGGCCGCGCGGUUGCGGAGAUUGUCGACGGCGUUUCCAAACUGACCAAGAUCUUCUCGUCUCGCGCAGAAGCGCAGGCAGAGAACUUUCAGAAAAUGGCGCUGGCCAUGGCAAAAGACAUUCGCGUGAUCAUGGUGAAAAUGGCGGACCGGCUGCAUAACAUGCGCACCAUUGGUGUCAUGUCAGCCCAGCAGCGCAAGCGCAUCGCCAGAGAGACGCUGGAUUUUUAUGCCCCCAUCGCCAAUCGUCUGGGCAUCAACACGAUAAAGAUGGAACUCGAAGAGCUCGGCUUCAAAGCGUUAUACCCGCUGCGCGCUGAUCGCAUUGAACGAGCGGUGGCAAGCGCCCGCGGCAAUCGCAAAGAAUUAAUGGAAGAGAUAGCUUCCACCAUGACCGCCGCGCUGAAUCGCGAUGGCAUCGACGCAAAAGUCAUCAGCCGUGAAAAACACCUGUAUUCCAUUUAUCGGAAAAUGAAAAGCCAGCAGAAAUCGUUUAAUGAAAUCAUGGACGUAUUCGGCUUCAGGAUUGUGGUUGACCGUGUGGAUGCCUGUUACCGAACCCUGGGCGUAGUUCACAAUCUGUUCAGCCCUGUUGCAGGUCGAUUCAAAGACUAUAUUGCCAUUCCAAAAGCUAACGGUUAUCAGUCUCUGCAUACUUCUUUAUUUGGUAUGCAUGGCGUGCCCAUCGAAGUACAGAUCCGCACCAAACAAAUGGAAGCCGUUGCUGAAACAGGCAUUGCCGGCCACUGGCUGUAUAAGUCUGGAGAAAGCGACUUUGAACCCAGCCAGCGCCGUGCCCGUCAAUGGGCUCAGGAUCUGCUGGAAUUGCAAAGGCAGGCGGGCAAUCCAUUGGAGUUUAUCGAAAGCCUGAAGCUCGAUUUGUUUCCCGACGAAGUUUACGUAUUUACACCCAAGGGUGAAAUCAUGGAACUGCCCAGUGGCGCGUGUCCCAUCGAUUUUGCCUACAUGGUGCAUACAGAUAUCGGCAACAGCUGCGUGGCAUGCCGUAUCGAUCGCAAUCUGGCGCCCCUGUCGCAACAGCUUCAAAGCGGCCAGAGUGUUGAAAUCAUCACCUCUACCGAUGCGCGGGUAAAUCCUGACUGGCUGACUUUUGUGGUGACCUCCCGGGCACGCUCAGCCAUUCGUGUCGCGCUGAAACAACAGCAGAGCGGCGAGUCCAUCGCUCUCGGCCGAAAGCUGCUGAACCGCGCCCUGGGCAACGCCAACAUGAGCAUCAACGACCUCGACUUCAGGCGUCUGCGCAAAGUAUUCACCGAUAUGGGGGUGCGCAAACUGAAUGACUUGUUAACUGCCAUCGGCAACGGUGAGUUAAUGGCCUAUGUCGCAGCACAGAAACUGCUGGCAGCUGACAACCCGGACUAUGAAGCCGUCACCGUUGAAGGCGGCGGGCCGGUAUCCAUUCGCGGCGGCGAAGGUCUGGUCAUUCACUACGGCCGUUGCUGCGGACCGGUCCCGGGCGAUCAGAUCGUAGGCCAUAUGACACCCGGCAAAGGUUUUGUGGUACACAUCGAAACCUGCGCCAACAUAAGCGAGAUCAGACGCCGUGCGGCGCGCGAAAUAAUUCCGGCAAGGUGGGAAAAGGUCACCGAGGGUGAGUUCCGAACCACUUUGGUUCUCAACGUCAAUCGGCGUAAAGGCAUCCUGGCUGAAGUCGCCGCGGAAGUAUCCGCAGCUGAUGCCGGCGUUGAAAACAUCAGCGUGGAAGAACGUAACGCUGAGAUCAGUACCCUGGCAAUCGGCAUCACGGUAAAAAACCGCUCACAUCUGGCGCGGGUCAUGCGCCGUUUGCACAAUGUUCAGGCCGCCGACGGCAGUCUUUCCGACUGCGUGAAAUUAACUAUCUAUCUCACGGAUCUUGGCAAUUUCGCAGAGGUGAACGAGGUGAUGGCCAGCUUUUUUGACGGGGUGGGUCCAAAGCUAGAAGCCACCCUGGCCAAGCUCGGCAUCUUUCGUCUGCUUGAUCUGCUGUUGCACCUGCCCAGCCGGUAUCAGGACCGCUCCAAAAUUACACCCAUUGCCAGCAUUGCACCGGGUGAGGAAUGUCUGAUCGAAGGAUCGGUUGUUGCCUCCAAUAUACAAUUUGGUAAGCGCCGCAGUUUAAAAGUCACCAUAAGAGACGACAGCGGUGAAGUUCAGUUGCGUUUUUUUCAUUUUUCCAGAUAUCAGCAAACAGCUCUGGAACAGGCUCAGUCGCUGCGAGUUUAUGGAGAAUUCCGCUUUUUCGGGCGCGAACUGACCGCGGUGCAUCCGGACUACGAAGUGUUUGACCAUGACCCGCCGCCGCUGAGUCAGACCCUGACACCUAUCUAUCCAACCACAGCGGGAUUGGGCCAGGGUCGGUUACGCAAUCUGAUAGCCAGUUUGUGCAGGCUCGAGUGGCCGGAUAUCGCCGGCACGCCGUUCAGCAAACUGCAGUUUUUACAUCAGCCGCCAGCGGGCACCGCGUUACACGAAAUUGAGGCGGUGCAGGAAGAUAUUGCUUUUGAUGAGUUGUGUGCCUACUACCUGGUGAUGAAAGGUCGUGCACUCAAGCGCCAGCAGGAGAGCGCCAUUGCAUUGGGCCAGGCAACCGGUCUCGGUCGUAUGCUGCUGCAGAACCUGGGUUUCCGGCUCACCAGAGCGCAGGCAAAGGUGGUCAAAGAAGUAUUAACCGAUCUGGAAAAGCCGGUGCCCAUGCUACGUCUGGUACAGGGCGAUGUAGGCUCAGGCAAGACAGUUAUAGCGGCGUUUGCGGCGAUACGCGCAGCAGAACACAACAGCCAGACCGCUUUGAUGGCACCUACUGAGCUGCUCGCAGAACAACAUUAUUUGAAUUUUUCCGCCUGGCUGUCACCGCUGAACAUACGUGUUGUGCUGUUAACCGGGCAGCUUCCAGCGAAAGUGCAGAAAGAGCGGCUGGCUGACAUUGCGUCCGGUGAUGCCCAGGUGGUCAUCGGCACACACGCCCUGUUUCAACGCGCGGUGACAUUUGACCGGCUGGCCCUUUCGAUCAUUGAUGAGCAGCAUCGGUUUGGCGUGCAUCAACGUAUGGCGCUGCAGAACAAAGCUGCAAACGGCAGACAACCACACCAGCUGGUCAUGACCGCGACCCCUAUACCACGCACCUUAACCAUGGCGUUGUAUGCGGAUAUGGACGUUUCCGUCAUCGAUGAACUACCCAAGGGGCGCCAACCCAUCACAACCCACACCGUUGAGGCGAGCAAACGCGGCCAGGUUGUGGAGCAGGUGGCCAGAGCCUUAAGCCAGGGACAGCAGGCAUAUUGGGUGUGUACGUUGAUCGAAGAUUCGGAUGACCUGGACGCAGUUUCUGCCGAACACAUGUAUCAGGCCCUGACCGAAGCUUUACCCGCAUUUCGUGUCGGGCUGCUGCACGGGCGGAUGAAAAGCGAUGAAAAAAUUUCUGUCAUGCAGGCCUUUAAAGCUCACCAACUUAACCUGCUGGUGGCCACCACUGUAGUUGAAGUGGGUGUCGAUGUGCCGAAUGCAACGCUGAUGGUGAUGGAAGAUGCAGACCGCCUGGGUCUGGCUCAACUGCACCAGCUCAGAGGCCGGGUAGGGCGCGGCAGCCUGGCCAGCCACUGUUAUCUGCUGUUCAGCCAGGGAUUAAGCAAAGCUGCUAAAACCCGUUUAACCGCCAUGCGUGAAAGCCAGGACGGAUUCUAUCUGGCAGAACAGGACCUCAAACUGCGCGGUCCUGGCGAUAUUCUUGGGACACGACAGGCCGGUGAACAGAGCUUUCGUGUUGCUGACCUGGGUUUACAUGCUCAUCUGAUGCCCAGGGUAAUCCGCAGUUGUGAUGCGCUUCUGCAGGCGUCUGCCGGUUCAUCCGACGCCGAAAAAAUGACGCAGCUGCUCGCUGCCUGGGCACCGGCUGACUCCGGACAUCUCAACGUGUGA
Molecule: messenger RNA, 4428 nt
Organism: Symbiodinium necroappetens
Lineage: Eukaryota; Dinophyceae; Suessiales; Symbiodiniaceae
Source: the annotation of a GenBank genome assembly